AUGGAGCUUUUUGAUUACUGGAAUUUACUGCUGCUAAGGGUUAUGAUUUCUAGAAGAUUAUAAGAUAUGGUAAAUACAUUUAAAAGCUGCCUUUACUUGGCAUAAGAAUUUGGCUGCAUGUCUAUGUAUAAUAGAGCAUAUUUUGAAAUUUAAAAGGAGCUCACCAAAGACAAAUGA
Messenger RNA from Tetrahymena thermophila SB210, 177 nucleotides. RefSeq lists its product as hypothetical. The record is from RefSeq and is a predicted model, not a curated record. Lineage: Eukaryota; Ciliophora; Oligohymenophorea; Hymenostomatida; Tetrahymenidae. The transcript has 2 exons.